This is a messenger RNA of Cryptotermes secundus, 1530 nucleotides long. RefSeq lists its product as uncharacterized. NCBI's taxonomy places the organism in Eukaryota, Metazoa, Arthropoda, Insecta, Blattodea, Kalotermitidae. The coding region runs from base 432 to 950 and encodes 172 amino acids. The record is from RefSeq and is a predicted model, not a curated record. The transcript is spliced from 3 exons.
UGAUCUACAAGACCUACAAGACCGACCUCCAGCUCAUUCAGCUGGCAACAGCGCGUAGUAGAAGUGCCGUGCAGAAUCCAUUCUGUGAUUGUAUCGUGGUAAAUAUCCUAAUUGUGCGAAUAAGAAUCCACUCGCGAAUUGAUUAUAGUUUCCGUUUCGGAGACAGAAAUUGGAAGUGACGAGACUCAACAAUGUACGUCAGAAGCUGUGAAACAAAUUCGCGUCAUGUGGCGUGGCUGCAGAAGUGUUUAUUAGCUGACUGUUGAUCCUUUCAAGACAUUAUUACAUGUAAUAUAAUGGAUAAUUUGAACAAGUCUUGUGUUUUAAUAAGAACAUAGAUGGAGAUGAGUGGUCAGCUUCACGUCCCAGCCGCUUUACCCCGACGGAAAUAGACAUCGGAACCACUGGAUUGGUCCAAAGUGCAACUGGACAUGAUGGAAGAGAAAGAUUCUUUUCCUUACAUGGACUCGAACAACGGCCCUGCUAAUAGUCCUGUGAUGUCUGAAGACUCCCCUGCAUCAUACAAUCAGAUCAAUUUUGAGCGCAAAGAAACAGCAGUGAACCCGCCAAUCAAUGAGAAGCGUAUGCUGGACAAGGCUGUACAGUUGAGUCCAAACGAUCUGGACGAGACUACUAGUACUGGGACAAUACAUAAAACUCUGGCUGCCCAGGAAUUAAAUCAUUCCUUCCAAAUACAACACUGCCCUGCAAAUCAACCAACACCGAACCGAAGGAGCCUUGAAAAUGAAGAGGCUAUUGAAAAAGCUGAUGAUAUUCCCUUGUCUAUCGAAGUUCAAGCCAAAUCUUUAGGUGUGACAGACAAAGAAAUUAGCCAUGAGACUGAUAAAACAGAUGGAAAUUGGCCAACAGAAGACCAAAAACCUGAUGAAAGUUGUGGAGUGCAGUGUCUCUACUGUAUUAUGCAGUGCUGUGACUGUACCAUACUGUAACAUAAAGUAUAGUACCCCAGAAAAAAUUGAAAGAUUUGUGAUAUCGGUACACUCUUUGAUAUGUAAUGGUGAACAUUUGUUAAAUUAAAACAAAAUGCAUUUACAUUAGGAAAUCUUAGCGUAAUGUGAUAUUCAUGAUUGUGAUCAAGUACAUGUGAUGGAAUUACAGACUGCAGAAAACAUUCCUCCUAAAGAAAAGAUAAUAUCAGGAACUUGGUUGACUUCCAUUUACAUAUUGAGAAUUUUUUUGACAGUUUACAUACUCAUAAUAAGAAGAACUAACGUGCUGGUCAUUUGAACACUGACCACUAGAAUCUGAUGCUACCGCUGUGAUAAGUGUUCUGUAAUGUGUCUCUAGAAUGUAAAUAUUGUUUAUGUACAGUUCUGUUAUAUAACUAGAGUGCAGCAGAGUUCCAAGUACUCCUAUAAUUCCUAUGUAUAUUUUAAAAUGUCCGAUAUAAGUAUUUCAAAAGUUGGAACUGAAAGCUUAAUUAAUAUUCUGAAAAUCUCUUUUAAAUAUGGUUUCUCGUUCAGACUGUUUUCAAAGAUUCUGACAUUACACUACAUCCUUCUUUUAUAA